Fusarium keratoplasticum is the source of this 2076-nucleotide messenger RNA. RefSeq lists its product as uncharacterized. Bases 1 to 2076 code for a protein of 691 amino acids. Gene Ontology annotation, cellular component: membrane. The transcript is spliced from 3 exons. Gene Ontology annotation, molecular function: L-amino acid transmembrane transporter activity. NCBI's taxonomy places the organism in Eukaryota, Fungi, Ascomycota, Sordariomycetes, Hypocreales, Nectriaceae. The record is from RefSeq and is a predicted model, not a curated record. Gene Ontology annotation, biological process: amino acid transmembrane transport.
AUGGACGACUUUGCGCAAUUCAACCAAGGGCACCAGGCCGAAGCCCGGAAUCGAGAGGCACCGGCCAUGGACAGCGACAUUGAGGAAAUCAUGGGAGAUCCCGACAAUCCCAAUGAGAUCGUCACAUUUGCGCCCAAGGAGGCGUUCAAGUUGGGAUACUUCGACGUCGUCUGCUUGGUGGUGAACCGAAUGAUUGGAACGGGAAUCUUCAACUCGCCUCAUCGUGUGAUGGAAGGGACUCACUCGACGGGCGCUUCGCUUCUCCUAUGGUUCGCCGGGAUGAUCUAUUGUCUCGCCGGCACCCACGUGUACAUUGAAUACGGCCUCAAUGUACCCCGAUAUGUCAUCAACGGGGUUGAACAAAGCGUUCCUCGAAGUGGCGGUGACCUUAACUAUCUCCAGUACGUCUACCGAAAGCCGGCGUACAGGAAGGGCACAGUGCUUCUGAGCACUUCUCUUUUCGCGAUUGGCUUCAUCGCAUUGGGCAACAUGGCUGGUAACUGCAUCAGCUUCGCCAUGAGAGUGCUCAUGGCUUCAGGGCAAAGUGACCCAGAGCCUAGUACCGUCAGGGGCGUUGCCAUUGCUGUUGCCAUCCUGACCUGCUUUAUCCAUACAUUUUCUCGAAGGGGUGGUAUCAUGCUCAACAACCUGUUGGCCAUCGUCAAGGUCAUGAUCCUGUUACUCAUCAUCGUUACUGCUAUUGUGGCCGGUGCUGGUGGAUUGAAAGACACCAAGAAUGUCAUAUCCGAAAACACCACUCCUUCAAAGGCCUUCAGCGACUCCUCAAAGGAUGCAAACGGAUAUGCCCAUGCAUUUCUUGCCAUCAUCUUCAGCUUUUCUGGCUUUGAGCAGCCCAACUAUGUCAUGGGCGAGAUCAGCCGACCGAGACGGAAACACCCAGUUGCCAUGAUCAUCGGCAUCAGCACUGUCAUUUUGCUUUAUAUGGCCGUCAACAUUUCCUAUAUGGUUGUCGUCCCCGCCAAGCUGCAGGAAGAAGAAAACGUGGCGCAAGCAUUCUUCGACCUCACACUUGGCUCCUUGUCCAGCAGUGACACUGGAUUCCGAAUUUUCAACGCCUUCCUUGCUAUUUCAAGCUUGGGAAACAUCAUUGUUAUGACAUAUACUGCCGCGCGCGUCAAACAGGAGAUUGCCAAGGAAGGCAUCAUCCCUUACGCCAAGUUCUUUGCUCAGGAUGGAGACAUCUCCCUGGGACGCUUGUUGAAUUGGUUCUACCAAAGGGGGAUGUUCAGCUCGCUCUGGCGCAUCCGCUGGUUCUCCCCCGAGGACCAUCGUGAGAAGACACCAGUUGGCGCCUUCAUCCUACACUUGGUCUCGUGUUUCAUUCUCAUCUUUGCCACUUGGAGGAUGAGCAAUGAUGAUGCUUACGACCUGCUCACCAAAUUGAGCGCAUACACUAUCAAUGCCUUCUUUGGCGUGUUCCUUGGCCUGGGUAUUCUUAUCCUGCGUUUCAGAGGCCCACCAAAGACAGAUGCUGACGCGCCUCACAACCCGACCUCACCUCCUCAAACAUGGCGCCAGAUGACGGGCAAACAUUUCAACCCUGUUCUCAGUGUCGUUUGCGCCACAAUCUACAUUGUUGGUGGCCUCUGGCCCAUCGUCACCACUUGGAUCAAGCCCACGACCAAGAUUACACAAACGCUCACAUGGUGGCUCGUUCCCACCAUUUCGUGGUCAGUCAUCGGAGGAGGCAUCAUCUGGUUCAUUGGCUUCAUUGCGUUUGCCUGGCGCAGGAAGAAGAAGAGAAGCGAGAUCUUUGUGGUGGAGAAGAAGCCCGAAUUCGAGCUGGCCGACGACUUCACCGAGUCGGGAGGCAAGCCAGGUCGAGGAAGCGGUGGCUAUGUGCUUGUGCACGAGACGGUGUACCACAGCUGGGAGGCAGAUGAGAAUAACGCUCUGAGGGAUUUUGACACAGGGCAGUAUCAGAAUCAGGCAAAGGAAGUACCGAUGCAUUCGACGAGUCCAUAUGUAGGAACGGACUUUGAGGGGUUCUAUGAAGGAGGUCAUGGACAGCAGCACAACGGAGGAGGGUAUGGAAUGGGAUAUAGGGGUAACUGA